UGAAAUAUUUUCCACUUUUCUUUGGGUUUCUGGGAAAAAAAAGUCCGCUGCAUAAAAGGAACUAGAUAUUUUUUUUUAAACAUUCUUCUUUUUUUCCCUUUUUUAUAUUACAAAACAAAAACAAAAAAACCCUAUUACAUCAUCAUGUCUGGCAUCAAAGCACCUAAAGCCUUCGAAGUGAAUGAAUUCGGUGGAACUCCCGAACAAGAAGCCUACAUGCGUGAUAUCAUCGAACAGUUUACAGUUGACACCACAUACCUCGAGCAAAUUCGCGAUCGAUUUAUUAUCGAAAUGAACAAAGGUCUGGAAAAGGAAGGCGCAACACUGGCGAUGAUUCCAUCUUAUGUUGAAGGUCGUUUAACAGGUAAGGAAGAAGGUCACUUUCUUGCUCUCGAUUUAGGAGGAACCAAUUUGCGUGUUGUUCUUGUCACUCUUGAAGGCCAAGGAAAAUUUAAGACUGUUUCUUCAAAGUCUCGGGUUUCCGAAGAAUUAAAGACUGGUCCUAUGCGUAACUUGUGUGAUUAUAUUGCCGAAUGUGUAGAUACUUUCUUAACUGAGCAGGGCCUUGAGGAUCAAGAAACUGAACUCAACUUGGGCUAUACUUUUUCUUUCCCCGUUCUCCAAUCCAAGAUCAAUCGCGGUAUUCUUUCUACCUGGACUAAAGGUUUUGCAUGUACGGGAGCCGUCGGUAAAGAUCCCGUCCUGUUGUUACAAGAUGCCCUUUUGAGAAAACAUGUUCCCGUGAAAGUAUCUGCCCUCGUCAAUGAUACCGUCGGUACACUUUUGUCCAACGCGUAUAAUAAGCCAGCCACUUUAGCCGGUCUUAUUUUAGGUACUGGUGCAAAUGGUGCAUAUAUUGAGAAAAUGGAUAAAAUUGGAAAGUGGAAUGGUGGUAAGACCACUGCUGACGAGAUGAUUAUUAAUAUGGAAUUUGGGGCUUUUGAUAAUGAGCGUAAAAUUCUUCCUCUUACUCGUUUUGAUAACAAGUUAGAUCGUGAAUCUAUUAAUCCUCAUGCUCAAAUUUAUGAAAAAAUGAUUUCGGGUAUGUACCUUGGUGAAAUUUCUCGUAACGUCUUAACCGAUAUGAUUGAUCGUGAACUUCUUCUUAAGCGUGAUGAACAUACUUCUAUUGCUUGGUCUAAGGAAAUUUCCAGACAUUGGUCUUUUGAAACCGCUUUUAUGUCCAAUAUUGAGGCUGAUGAUUCAAAGGACUUUGAAAACACCAAAGAAAUCUUGGACACAAAUCUCAACUUACAUGACAUUACAACAAUCGAGGCUAAAUUUAUCAAGAAGAUCUGUGAACUUGUCGGUAAGCGUGCUGCUCGUCUUGCCGCUGCUUCAAUUGCUGCUAUUGUUCAACAUACCGGUAUUGAGGAAGGAGGUUGUGAUAUUGGUAUCGAUGGUUCUCUGUAUGAAUUCUAUCCUUCUUUCGAGUCUAGAAUGUAUGAAGCUCUUCAUGAAAUGUUACCCGAAAUCAAUGACAUCCGUAAUACCAUUCGUCUUGGUCUUGCUAGAGAUGGUAGUGGUGUUGGCGCUGCCCUUACUGCUUGUGUUGCUGCUCGUAUGGAAAAGGAACAACGAGCCAAGUAAAUCAAACCUCAAGAAAUUAUGGAACAUAAUACCUAAAUAUGUUCUUUUUUGUAUUCAUCCUAUUUUUUUUUUUAAUUAUUAUAAGCAUCUCUAUCUCUCUCUUUUUUUUUCUCUUUUUUUUUUUUUUUACAUUAUUUUUAGAAAACAGUCAUCUAUCUUUCCCUCUCUCUCUCUCCUCCGAUUUAUCUCUUGUGAUUAUAUAAUCACCAUUGUUUCUCCCCUCGAUUAAAAUUUACAUGUUUAUCCCUGUAUUAU
Molecule: messenger RNA, 1845 nt
Organism: Mucor mucedo
Lineage: Eukaryota; Fungi; Mucoromycota; Mucoromycetes; Mucorales; Mucoraceae
Product: hexokinase-domain-containing protein
Exons: 4
Coding region: 145-1590 (481 amino acids)
Biological process (GO): glucose 6-phosphate metabolic process; glycolytic process; intracellular glucose homeostasis
Cellular component (GO): mitochondrion; cytosol
Molecular function (GO): fructokinase activity; ATP binding; D-glucose binding
Source: RefSeq, a predicted model, not a curated record